Macrosiphum euphorbiae (potato aphid) is the source of this 345-nucleotide messenger RNA. NCBI's taxonomy places the organism in Eukaryota, Metazoa, Arthropoda, Insecta, Hemiptera, Aphididae. The record is from the annotation of a GenBank genome assembly.
AUGGGUUCACUUUCCAGCAGAAGAAUACCCUCUCCAACUCAAGUGAUGGCUGCUACACAGUUUGUUAAAGACGCCGUUGCGCACGACCCUAUUGUUAUUUUCUCAAAAUCAGACUGUGGCUACUGUCAGAUGGCUAAAGAAUGUUUUGAUAAGCUGAAAGCCACUUACAAAUCCAUCGAUUUAGAUAAGAGAGAAGACAUGGAUGAUAUUCAAGAUGCUUUAGAAGGAAUAACUGGCGCUCGUUCGGUGCCACGGGUGUUUGUGAAUGGCGUAUUUAUUGGUGGAGGCUCUGACGUAAGAAAGAUGUCACAAAAUGGCAAGUUGGAAGAGCUCCUAAAAAAAUAA